CACGAUCGUAUAUCGAAGAUUUCGCACCCGCAACGACGACAACGACAACCAUCCAUUCACACCAAAUCUCUGCCGCCCCUUGUAGCCAUGUCCUCCGCCAAAGCUGGAAAGAAGAGCCAACGCUCUGCCAUCGCCGACGUUGUCGCGCGCGAGUACACCAUCCAUCUCCACAGAAGAGUUCAUGGUGUCUCCUUCAAGAAGCGGGCUCCCAGAGCUAUCAAGGAGAUCCGCGCCUUCGCUGAGCAGGCUAUGGGCACCAAAGACGUCCGUCUCGACCCCCAGCUGAACAAGAAGGUCUGGGAAUCCGGCAUCAAGGGCGUCCCAUUCCGUCUGCGCGUGCGCAUCAGCCGCAAGCGUAAUGACGAGGAGGGUGCCAAGGAGAAGCUGUACUCUUUCGUACAGGCCGUCAACGUCAAGGAGCCAAAGGGUCUGCAGACAUCCGUCAUUGAUGAGGCAUAAGAGGAUUUGGCUUUUCAGUUGAUUUCUUACGCGCGGGACGACAUACAUGUGUGUGUGUGCGUGUGUCGUAGUGUUUGGCAAGGCAGCGUGGAGUUAAAACCUUUUUCCUUUUGGGACCCUUCUUGUCCCUUUCUUUUUUAAAAAAAAUUGUGAUGUAUGUACCUUAUAGAGAAAAAGGAAACAACACACGCGCUCUUAUCACAGCGUAAUGUGAGGCGCCACGCCAAACAAAAAUGGGAUUAUUGAACAAAAGGGUCAUGCCUUGAAUGGAUGUUUUUCACAACUAUAUAUAUACCUUUACGCCCCUGCGUCAACCAUGUUAUAAAUACAGAGAGUAUCUUGAAUGAAAUAAAGUGCAUCCGUCCGUGCUCAUCGCCGGAAAACCAAAAAUGUAGAUAGAGAGAGAGGCCAUCCCAUCCAUACAUAAUAACACCCACCCACCCCUCCACACGUCAAAUUCAUUUAAGCAAAUUCCUCGGGAUGCUUCCAUUCAUUCAUUCAUUC
Messenger RNA from Blastomyces dermatitidis ER-3, 963 nucleotides. RefSeq names its product 50S ribosomal protein L31e. NCBI's taxonomy places the organism in Eukaryota, Fungi, Ascomycota, Eurotiomycetes, Onygenales, Ajellomycetaceae. Gene Ontology annotation, cellular component: ribosome; cytosolic large ribosomal subunit. The transcript has 4 exons. Gene Ontology annotation, molecular function: structural constituent of ribosome. The coding region runs from base 88 to 459 and encodes 123 amino acids. The record is from RefSeq and is a predicted model, not a curated record. Gene Ontology annotation, biological process: cytoplasmic translation.